Ctenopharyngodon idella (grass carp) is the source of this 1961-nucleotide messenger RNA. Its product is annotated as trypsin-2-like. Lineage: Eukaryota; Metazoa; Chordata; Actinopteri; Cypriniformes; Xenocyprididae. Bases 568 to 1296 code for a protein of 242 amino acids. Gene Ontology annotation, molecular function: serine-type endopeptidase activity. Gene Ontology annotation, biological process: proteolysis. The transcript has 7 exons. The record is from RefSeq and is a predicted model, not a curated record.
GCACCGAUUCAGGCUGCGCGGCCCCUUUAAAUCGCGCGCGCCCUGCCCCACGAGCUCUCGACUAUAAUACAGUGCAUUUACAAAGUUCACACAGCUAAUAUAACCCUGAAAUGGAUCUUUACAAGAUGUUCGUCAUGCAUACUGCAUGCAUGCGUCGGAUAAUGAAAUGUAUGUGAUCGUCUGUGUGUGAAAGCUGCUCUAACUCAGCUUGUCUCCUCCUCAAAUCAGCAAUCUCCUGCUCCAGUCGUCCUUCAGCUUGACUCACUGCAGCCUUUUUCUGAUCUCUGAUCAGCCGUGUCACCUCAGAGCGGUUUCUCUUAAUGGAGCGGAUUAACUCUGUAAAGAUCCUCUCGCUGUCCUUCACUGCUGCCUGUGCAGAGCGCUGUUAGGACACACAUUACAAUCAGCAUGUGACCCACAGUGGGCUUCAGUGGGACUGCAAUGUCUUCAGCUCUGGAGGAGAGUCUAAACAGUGUGUUAAAACAAUCGCUUAAAAGCAUGAAUGCUGGUCUUGAACUUUGCAGAAGUGCUCUAAAGCUGUGAGCAGACCUUCUCUCCUCCACUGCAAUGAAGACUGUUGUGUUUACUUUGCUGGUUGUGGCUGUGGUUUGCAGCACAGGUGAUAAAAUCAUUGGAGGUUAUGAAUGUCCGCCCCACUCUCAGCCAUGGCAAGUGUACCUUACGGAUGGGCGUAAAGCGUGUGGAGGAUCUUUGAUUAAUGAAAGAUGGGUUGUGUCUGCUGCUCACUGCAAUUUCAUACGACUCUUUCUCCACGUCCACUUGGGAAAGCACAACGUGUAUGUUACUGAAUGCACAGAGCAGAAGAUCAGGGUGGAGAAGGAGAUUCGUUACCCGAAAUAUAACGAUCAGCCUAAUAACAAUGAUAUCAUGCUGAUCAAGCUGAGAAAGCCUGCCAUCUUCAACAAGUAUGUAAAGCCAAUCCCUCUGACAACCAGCUGCACUUCUGCAGGGGAGCAGUGCUUGGUUUCUGGAUGGGGCGACACUGAAGUUGGCUCUGCUUCUGUCCUGCAAUGUUUGAAUUUGCCUGUACUCUCAAAGACGCAGUGUAAGCGUGCAUAUGGUACAGUAAUAACUGAAAACAUGUUCUGUGCUGGAUUCAUGAAGGGAGGCAAAGACUCAUGUCAGGGGGAUUCUGGUGGCCCUGUAGUGUGCAACGGGAAACUAAAAGGUAUUGUUUCCUGGGGCAAAGGCUGCGCUCAGCCAGGCUUUCCUGGGGUUUAUACUGAGGUGUGUCGCUACACUGACUGGAUCAAAAACAUCAUAGCUAAUAACUAACUCUUUGAUCAGCCUGGCCGGUCCUUUACAAGUUCAUUUUCCUAAUUAUCUGCAAUUAAAUUCAGUUUGAAGUAUGUAUGUGUUUCUAUCUUGUAUUUUUAUUUUUAAUUCAUUAUGUUUUUAAGCAUUUUUUAUUCAUGUUUGCUCCCCACCCCUUACACUGUGCUGCUACAGCAGCAUGGCAAAAUUAAGUACCCCAUCAUGUGGGUGUGCAUGUCACAUGGAAAACAUUCAAAGCCUCAGAGUAUCGACAACAAGGCCAUCAGAAGAUGUAAUUUCUUACAUACAGUAGCUAGUGCACUAAAAUUCCCAUUACAAUGUUAGAAUGUUAUGGCUUAGCAGACAGCCAAGUCACAUCUGUUGCCUCAUAUGCACAUGGUUUGUACAGAAACACUGUGUAUUGACUAGGCUAUGUUUCAGCUUCUGAGGGGAAAACUGGAAAACGGAGGGGAAAUCUCUGAAGCUAGAAAACUCCGGAUUUAGUUUACCCAUGGUUUAGAAUGACUCAAGGAUAACUAUUGUGUGAAAAGCCCUUUUAUUGGAAAUGUGUCAAUAGAAUUAUGAUGGAUUAUUUUGGUAUUUCUAUUUUUUUGUCUAAGGUAGAUUUUGCUAUAGCUAUAGAAAACUGAACUCUCAGUGAACAAUAAAGUCUUAUUAAAACCCUG